Messenger RNA from Culex quinquefasciatus (southern house mosquito), 4149 nucleotides. Its product is annotated as protein pangolin, isoforms A/H/I/S. The transcript has 3 exons. Bases 1780 to 3153 code for a protein of 457 amino acids. Gene Ontology annotation, molecular function: DNA-binding transcription factor activity, RNA polymerase II-specific; RNA polymerase II cis-regulatory region sequence-specific DNA binding. Lineage: Eukaryota; Metazoa; Arthropoda; Insecta; Diptera; Culicidae. Gene Ontology annotation, biological process: regulation of transcription by RNA polymerase II; canonical Wnt signaling pathway. Gene Ontology annotation, cellular component: beta-catenin-TCF complex. The record is from RefSeq and is a predicted model, not a curated record.
CUGCUUUGCCUUGCCGUGGUGUGUUGAUUUUCACGCACUCUUCACUUUUCCGUCGGUCGUCUCGCAGGUUCGUGGUGCGCGCCCGUGUCUGUCGGUCCCGAGAGAGAGCAAAAAGAAAACUCGGGGGGAAAACCUCGCGUACAAGUCGCGUUUUUUCCGAGCGGAUAUUUUGACGACCGGAUUUUUGUGUUGUGCGGAUUUUUGCAAAGUGAUACGCCGUACGCGGAGAGAGAGGGGAAGGCGUGCGUGAAAAUCGUGAACAAAAUUUCGCUUGUUGCGUGAAUAAUAGUUUUCCUGGAGGAAAUUCAAGGGAUAAAGGAUUUCCACGGGUUGGUCCUGGUGGCCUCGCGCGUGAAGGGCUUUUCCUUCGGCGGAAAGAAAGAAAAGUGCUUCUCGACGAAAACGGGGCUACUGCGACUGGUGUGUUAGUGUGCGGGAUUUCCGGAACAAGUUCUGGAAGAAAAAGUCCCGGAUCCCGGGUGACAGUUCUCGGAAGAGUGCUAGAAGUCGCUCGUCAAGUCGUUCGUCUUUUUUGCGCUGAUUCUGGCCGCCGUGUGUCGUGUAGACAAAACCACAAAAUCCGAAAGGAAAACACACAACAACCAUCGUACACACACAAAAAAAAACGCGAACGGAAGUUAUUUUUAGAACCGCAUCUCUUCUCUUCUUGGCCGCGGCCAUCUCGCGCCGUGUGUCAUGGCCUGCCGGGACGACGACUGCUUGGAGCAGCAGCAGCGAUUCCGCUGAAAAACUCCAAAGGAAAACGCACCGCCUGCCGCCUCAACAUUUGUUGGUUGGUGCGUACACGCGUGUGUUUGUGUGUGUGCGCCCUAUGGAAUAGACAUAUUUUAUCACCUUCCCUAUUGCACAUACACACGGGGUUAGGCUGUCUCUGUUGCUCUCGUUAGAGUGAGGGGCCCUGCGAGUGUGGACGUCGAAAGGGAUUACACGACGCCGCCGCCGACAACAUCAUCAUCAUCACAAAGGAAGCCGCACGCCGCGCGACGACGAACUGGACAGCAAGGCAUGCUGCAGUAAAGUGACGUCAGCGGAGUUCGCGUUGUAAUAGGAGUUGUGCGAGAGCGGGUCAAGUGAUUGUUGGCCAGCCUCAUCGCCGCUAGGAUUAAUCCUUGAAACAAUACAAAAGGCAACUUGCCACCGUGAAAAUGUCUGACUUUCCCACCGUCACCAUCACUAUCAUCCGGGGCAAAAGAAAGUAGUGUGACUCUGCAGCGGGCACACCUGCGAGAUAUGCCAUAGCUGUGAAGAAGGAACCAGUUGGGGAAGGAAGGAAAAAAAAAGGUGCAAUACACGGUAACCAAGUUCUAGUCACACCAUCGCUGCUGCAGCAAAGAUAUAUAAAUGUACACAGAAGAAAAAUGUUUAUUUAGUUUCUAAGAGAAUACACACAGAAAAUCUCCGACGAUCGACGCUCGACGUCUUCGGCAAGUAGAAAAUAAAAGGGAUAAGGAAAAGUGCAUGUGCUCCACUUCCAGGGCCCUGGCCGGCCUCGACAGAGUGUCACUGUGUGUGUGUAGGUCUGUGGGGGUGGGUGAUUUGUGCCAUAGUGUGCCAUAAAUAAUAGAGAGAGUGUUGCAGAAUUUUCUUCGGUUGGAGAAGGGAAUAUUUUAGUGUCUGUGAAGAGUGGAUUUGGAAAAUCGGUGGAAAACGCGGGAUCGAUGUGUGGGGCGAGGGAGUUGGAGUAGUGGAUUAAUUUAUGUUUAUCAGUAGCUGUCGACAUAUUUGCGGUGGAUCUGUGCUUCAGUGGAUGGCCGAAGCAUGCCCAACACGAAUGAGAAUUCGCACUCCGGCUCGACCGGCGACGACCUGGGCAGUACGGAUGAGGUGAAAGUGUUCAAGGAUGAGGGUGAUCGGGAGGACGAGAAGGCCUCGUCGGAGAACCUGCUCGAGGAGAAGUUCAAUCUGAUUGAUCUGACGGAGAGCGCGGAGAACCUGGUGAAGAACUCGCGGCAGGAUUUGAGUCCGCCGUUUUCGAGUGCGGGUGGAGGGGGAGGUGGUAGCGGGGGAAGCAGCGCCGGUAAGCUAAACUCUCCGGACCAUUCGCCGGGCUUUAUGGGAUACCUGCCGCCUUAUCAGUAUUCAAGUGGUACUGCCAGUGCAAUACAGGGCUCGAUCAGCAAGAUGGGCCUGUCGCAGUUCUUCUGCAACGAAGAUCCUCUUUCCAACCCACCGCCCGCCCACUGUGGCAUCAUUCCUUACCAGCUGGACUCGAAAGCGCUCGGGCUGUCCGCCCGGCAAUCCCUCUAUUCUUUCUCCACCAGCCAGUACCCGUACCCAAUCCUGUCCUCGAACAUGCUACCCGUUCCUCCCUCGUGGCACACGCCCUCGAUGUACUCGACGGCGCCCAGCAGCUUCCGAAAUUCCUACCCAUCAUCGCUGCAAAUCUACACCACCCUAGCCAGUGACCUCUACUCGCGCUACCAGCAAUCCUCCUCCCUGCUCAACUCGGUCCACCCGGCCCACCAGGUGCUCAGUCAGGUGAAACAGGAAGUGGCCUCGCACGACGCCCUGUCCCACAACUACAGCGUCCGGCAAGCCCAUCACCACCACCUCCAAAGUCACCAAUCCAGCAGCAGCAAAUCCACCGACCUGCCCCAAGAGCUCACGCUGAACCGGGGCUACGGCCGACCCGCCACGGGCAGCAGUGCCGGAAGCAGCAGCGGAGGCUCGGCGGCCAGCAGUGGGGGCGGCGGAACCAAGAAGAAACUGACCAGCGCCCAGCAAGCGAACCUUAAACCACAUAUCAAAAAGCCCCUGAACGCGUUCAUGCUGUACAUGAAGGAGAUGCGCGCCAAGGUCGUCGCCGAGUGCACCCUCAAAGAGUCGGCCGCCAUCAACCAGAUCCUCGGCCGGAAGUGGCACUCGCUGACGCGCGAGGAACAGAGCGUCUACUACGACAAGGCCCGUCAGGAGCGCCAGCUGCACAUGGAGAUGUACCCCGGCUGGACGGCGCGGGACAACUACGGUUACGGUUCCAAGAAGAAGCGGAAAGCGAAAAAGAAGGACACCCUCGGCGGGGACGGAUCGGCGAGCAGGCGAAAGAAAAUCUGUAUACGAACCGACGAGGCCGACAACUACGACGGGACUCGCAUGUCGGAUGAGUUUAUGGGCAGUUACGGUACCGUCGUGUAAUGAAGCGCGUAAACUACCAACAACAGCAACCAAAACAAAACCAAAAACCUGUGCAACAGAUCCCACACGCCUACCAGAAGACUUGAAAAAACACAAAACAGCGGACAUCAACCAAAAACAUUUAAAGCAACAAAAAAGGAAAUCAUGUAUACCACGGCGGCCAAUCUCAACAAAACCCAAAUUUGUUACUAUAAUUUUAGCUAAUUUAUUGAAGCAAAAGUCGUGCGAAUUUAAAAAAUAGUGUUGUCGAGGGGAAGUUUAUCCGAAAAAAACGUAUACAUUUCUGUUGUAAGAAAUAAUCGCAAAAAAAAACAAACUGCUGGACCGAAACACUUGAUUUUUCCUCGAUGAGAGAAAAGUUGUUCGUACUUAACCUUACUGUAUACACGUUAAAAACAAACACAAAAUCGCGCAUUAUCUGUACUCGUUUAGGCCGUACUAUACCAAACCAAGUUCUAUAUUAUUGCUAAUUGAAUGGGAAAAGCUGCAACCAAAACAAAAAAAAAACACAAAAAAGUAACACAAACUUGAGAGGACUUUUCUCGGGUGCUGAGAGCGAGGAAAAGGUGACGAAAUACUUAGUAGGUAAUAAACAAAAAGAUAACAAUCUGUGGUGUUUUUAAAGGUAAUUUAAAACGAGCGAAGCAUGGUGGGAGGUUAAGCGGAAGAUAUGAGGAAAAAUAUACGAGAAUGAUAAGAAUGAGUACCGCAAGUCUUUAUGAGGAUAAGGCGAAAACAAAAAAAAAGUAUAUUAGAGAUAGGUAUAUUAGAUAUUUAGAGGGCAACCAUUUAACUAAAGUGUAAGUAAGUGUUUAGUAGUAGUAAUUUUUGGGGGACGGACGAAGGAGGAAGUGUGAGAAAAAGAAGUGGGAAUGGGAAGCACAGCAAUAAUGGAGUGUCAUAUUCGAGGUUAUGAAAAUGAUAAUUAUUGUUACAAAGGAGGAUUAUGAGAGAAGAAACAGGGAAUGAAACAAAGAAGAAGCAGCAAAAAAAAAA